ACACUCACAUGCAGGGUGAAGAGCGCCUCCUUCCUUAAAGUCAUCACUUCCCCUCUUUGUCGCCAUUUCAUAUUUAUGAUCUCAAAAUUCCAAGACCAAAAUUUGAAACACCUACCCAAAUUUCUCUGUUCUGAUUUUUACCUCUAUUAAGUAAUUAAUUCUUCUUCUGAUCCAUGGCGGAUCUCAAGUCCACAUUCUCAAACGUCUAUUACGUUCUCAAAGACGAACUCCUCCACGACCCCGCUUUUGAAUUCUCCGAUGACGCUCGCCAAUGGGUCGACCGGAUGCUGGACUACAAUGUGCCAGGAGGAAAGUUGAACCGGGGACUCUCAGUCAUUGACAGCUACAAACUGUUGAAAGAAGGACAGACAUUAAAUGAUGACGAAAUUUUCCUUGCUAGUGCUCUUGGUUGGUGUAUUGAAUGGCUUCAGGCGUAUUUUCUUGUCCUUGAUGACAUUAUGGAUAAUUCGCACACACGUAGGGGUCAACCAUGCUGGUUUAGAGUGCCCGAGGUUGGGAUGAUUGCAGCAAAUGAUGGAGUUUUACUAAGAAACCAUAUUCCACGCAUUCUUAAGAACCAUUUUAGGGGAAAGCCAUAUUACGUAGAUCUUCUUGAUUUGUUUAAUGAGGUUGAGUUCCAGACUGCUUCAGGACAGAUGAUAGAUCUGAUUACCACACUGCAAGGAGGAAAAGACCUCUCCAAAUACACAUUAACUCUGCAUCGGCGUAUUGUUCAGUACAAGACUGCUUAUUAUUCGUUUUACCUCCCAGUUGCAUGUGCAUUGCUCAUGGCGGGUGAGAAUCUGGAAAACCAUGUUGAUGUGAAGAACAUUCUUGUUGAGAUGGGAACCUACUUUCAAGUACAGGAUGAUUAUUUGGAUUGCUUUGGGGAUCCUGAUACUAUUGGAAAGAUAGGUACAGAUAUUGAAGAUUUUAAAUGCUCUUGGUUAGUUGCAAAAGCUUUGGAGCUUAGCAAUGAGCAACAAAAGAAAGUUCUAUACGACAACUAUGGUAAUGCAGAUCCAGAAAAUGUUGCUAAAGUAAAGGCCCUGUAUAAUGAGCUUAAUCUUAAGGGUGCAUUUGAGGAGUAUGAGAGCAAGAGCUAUGAGAAGCUUGUAACUUCCAUUGAAGCUCAUCCUAGCAAAGCAGUUCAAGCUGUAUUGAAGUCCUUUUUGGCUAAGAUUUACAAGAGGCAGAAGUAGAGUGAGUGUACGGCGAGGACCAAAAUUGUUUUAACGUGCAAUAGAAACUAGAGUUCUGAUUUCUGUCUGGAGCCGAAUAUUGUUCCGGCAAAAUUUUCAACGUUGAUUUUCUUGUCUUCUAUCUUGUAAGCUGUCAUGGGAUACUGGUUUGACUAUUAAUAAUCUCUUCAUCCUUUUGCUCA
Vigna angularis (adzuki bean) is the source of this 1384-nucleotide messenger RNA. RefSeq names its product farnesyl pyrophosphate synthase 1. The transcript has 12 exons. Gene Ontology annotation, biological process: trans, trans-farnesyl diphosphate biosynthetic process. NCBI's taxonomy places the organism in Eukaryota, Viridiplantae, Streptophyta, Magnoliopsida, Fabales, Fabaceae. Gene Ontology annotation, cellular component: cytoplasm. Gene Ontology annotation, molecular function: (2E,6E)-farnesyl diphosphate synthase activity; dimethylallyltranstransferase activity. The record is from RefSeq and is a predicted model, not a curated record. Bases 174 to 1202 code for a protein of 342 amino acids.